CCUCAAUCCCUCGUUUUGAUGGUCAUCACUAUGACCAUUAGAGUAUGUUGAUGGAGAAUUUUCUCCGGUCCAAAGAGUAUUGGAUUAUUGUUGAAGCUGGAGUUCCAGAACCAACGGCUGGUGCAAAUGAUGCACAAAGGGCACAAAUUGAGAAGGAAAAAUUGAAGGAUCUCAAGGCUAAGAACUAUUUGUUCCAAGCCAUAGAUCGGGCUAUCUUGGAAACAAUUCUUAACAAGUCUACUUCCAAGAAUAUUUGGGAUUCCAUGAAGAAGAAGUACCAGGGGAAUGAAAGAUCAAAGCGGCAACAACGUCAGGCUUUGCGGGCAGAAUUCGAAAACUCAUUGUUAAUUCAUGAGCGGAAGAUAAAUCGCCAAGACAAGCAAGAGCAAGCAAUGCAGAUUUUGCAGACACAAGCCUUGCAGACCACAGUUAAUUCAAGGGCUAACAAAAUGAGAAGAAUGAUGAUUCCUCUAUAUUCAUGGUCUGUCAUUCUAAAGAAGUCAGCAAGAAGAAUGUGUGGUAUCUGGAUACUGGUUGUAGCAACCACAUGUGGAGACAAAUCUACGUUUGCAAAUUUGGAUGAGUCUUGUCAAGACAAGGUGAAAUUUGGUGAUAAUUCCACUAUUGCAGUCAAGGGAAGGGGACAGGUAACUAUUCGUGCCAAAGAUAAUUCAAUUCAGACUAUUUCUAAUGUUCUGUAUGUACCAGAUUUGAAGUCAAAUCUGCUUAGUCUGGGACAACUUCAGGAAAAAGGAUAUGAAAUCCUUAUUAAAGAUGGAGUUUGCCAAAUUCGUGAUUCAAAACUUGGCCCAAUUGCAAAGGACACAGCUUGGUUAUGGCAUUGCCGAUUUGGACAUCUUUAUUUUGGUGGGUUGAAAGCUUUGCAGCAGAAGAAGCUGGUAAAUGGUCUUCCUCAUUUUGAUUCUCCUUCAGAAAUUUGUGAAAUCUACAUGGUCAGUAAACAGCACCGUGACAGCUUUCCUAAAGACAGAUCUUGGAGAGCAAAGCAGACCAAGUUAGAAGCCUUAGCAGCCUUUAAAAAUUUCAAAGUCUUGGCUGAGAAUGAGGUUGGCAGAUCUAUAAAGGUUCUACGUACAGAUCGUGGUGAUUUGACGCUAAAAGAGGCUUGGAGUGGACGUAGACCUGCUGUUGAUUACUUCAGAAUUUUUGGGUGCAUAGCAUAUGCACAUGUGCCAGAUCAGAAAAAGAGUAAGCUUGAUGACAAAGGGGAAAAGUGUAUUUUCCUUGGUGUUAGUGAUCAGUCCAAAGCUUACAGAUUAUAUAAUCCUUUAACCAAGAAGGUCAUCAUUAGCCGUGAUGUAGUGUUUGAUGAAGCAAGCACUUGGUCUUGGACAGAAAAAUCUGGACAACAGAUUCUUACAGAUUUUGAAAAUGGAGAAGAUCUGACUGUGCAGAACUCAGAAUGUCAAACUUCAGCAGAUCUCAAGGUUUCACGACAGACAGCUGAAGAAAGUCUACCUACAGAAGUAAAGCUCAGUACUGGAGGAAGUCUGCCAACAACACCAGAACUGGAAUUUGGAACUAGUUCUAGACCUCAACACAAAAAGAGAAGACUAGCAUGGUUGGAAGAUUAUGAGGUAACAGAUCUACCUCAAGAUGAUGUUCCAAUUAAUCAUUUUGCUUUAUUUGUAGAUUGUGAUCCAUUGACAUUUGAAGAAGCUGUUAAAGAAGAAAAAUGGCAAAAUGCCAUGGCAGAAGAAAUUAGUUCUAUUGAAAGGAACCAGACUUGGGAGUUGACAGAUCUUCUAGAAUGGCACAAAACAAUUGGUGUUAAGUGGAUCUACAAGACAAAGUUCAAAGAGAAUAGGGCGAUUGACAAAUUCAAAGCUCGCUUGGUGGCAAAAGGUUACAAGCAAGAGUUUGGCAUUGAUUAUCAAGAAGUUUUUGCUCCAGUUGCAAGGAUGGAUACCAUCAGAUUGGUAUUUAUUGAUCAACCUCCUAGUUUUGUGAAAUCUGGUUUUGAGCAUAAGGGUUACAAAUUGAAGAAAGCAUUAUAUGGACUAAAACAAGCACCUAGAGCUUGGUAUAGUCAAAUUGAUUCUUAUUUUUUAAAGGAAGGUUUUCAAAAGUGCCCUUAUGAGCAUACACUUUACAUCAAAUUUGGAGAUGUAGGUAAAUUGAUUAUAGCAUACUUAUAUGUUGAUGAUUUAAUUUAUACUGGGAAUGAUUUUGGCAUAUUGGAAAAGUUCAAGCAAUCCAUGAAGCUUGAAUUUGAUAUGACAGAUCUAGUUGAUAAAGGUGUAAAACUUGUGAAAGAUCCAGGAGGCAGAUUUGUGGACAGCAAACUGUAUAAGCAGAUUGUUGGAAGUUUGAUGUAUCUGACAGCAACAAGACCAAAUAUAAUGCAUGGUGUAAGUUUGAUUAGCAGAUAUAAGGAGCAUGCAAAGGAGUUGCACUUGCAGACUGCUAAAAGAAUUCUCAGGUAUUUAUGUGGAACUGCAGAUUUUGGACUAUUCUACAAGAAGGGUGAUCAAACAAAUCUCGCAGGCUUUACAGAUAGUGAUUAUGCUGGAGAUCUGGAUGAUAGAAAAAGCACUUCUAGGUUUGUUUUUAUGUUGGGAUCUGGUGAAAUUUCAUGGUCUUCAAAGAAGCAGCCCAUUGUGACUUUGUCCACAACAAAAGCGGAGUAUGUGGCAGCAACUUCUUAUGCUUGUCAAGCUAUUUGGUUGAGAAGAAUUAUGGAAGAACUUGAGCUGAAUCAACAUGAGGCCACUUCAAUUUAUUGUGAUAACAGUUCAGCCAUCAAACUUUCUAGAAAUCUAGUUUUGCAUGGGAGAAGCAAGCAUCUACAUGUGAGGUAUCAUUUCUUGAGCAACUUGGUAGAAGAUGGAACAAUUAAGUUGAUUUAUUGCAGAACAGAAGAUCAAGUGGCUGAUAUAUUCACAAAACCCCUCAAAGUAGCAGCUUUUUCAAAACUGAGAGAGUUACUUGGUGUUUGCAACAUGCAAAAUUCAGUUUGAGGGAGGGUCUGCAAAUUUCAGAUUGCAGAUCUACAGAUAUGGUAUUAUCCAAAUUUCUUUAAACUAAAGUCUGAAGACUUUCAGUUUAAGGGAGGGAUUGUUGGAAAUUAGAUCCUAUUAUUUAGCCAUUAUCUCUAUAAUUUAGGAUGUUUAAGUUAUUUAUUUGUUUUAGGUUGUUAUCAUUUAAAUUAGAUUAGAUAAGAUUGGUUAGUUAUCUUUUUAGAUAAUAUUAUCUUAUAAAGACUAUUUAAAGGC
Molecule: messenger RNA, 3236 nt
Organism: Rubroshorea leprosula
Lineage: Eukaryota; Viridiplantae; Streptophyta; Magnoliopsida; Malvales; Dipterocarpaceae
Source: the annotation of a GenBank genome assembly